Messenger RNA from Cyclocybe aegerita, 1935 nucleotides. The record is from the annotation of a GenBank genome assembly. Lineage: Eukaryota; Fungi; Basidiomycota; Agaricomycetes; Agaricales; Hemipholiotaceae.
AUGGAGGUUCACCUCAAGAGCGAUACCAUCCCCAAUACCCCUCUUCCAACCCUCGAGCUGCAAGGGCUUUCCGCAGCCCCAACCGUCUCUCCGAGCGAAGUCGUCUCCAUCGCACAGACAUGGCUUGCCUCCCUCGAAACCGCGGCGAAGCUAGCGGCUGAGUCGCCAGUAGAAGCAGCUUCGAAAAUCGCCUCCUCACUCAACCCGAGGGACUCGUGGUGGCGAGACAUGCUUGCCCUAGCCUGGGACCUGCGAACCUUCUCUGGAACGAAGAAGAUCGAGACAUUCCUCGAGGCGUGCUUGCCCAAAGCGAAGCUGCACGAUGUCCGCCUGAGGGAGGGAUUCGCGGCGUACGAGACCCCUUUCCCCGACGUCGCGUGGAUCAGCGCGUUCUUCGACUUCAAGGUGCGCGAGGGGAAGGAGGAGGGUGUCGGGUUCGGCAUCGUCCGCCUCGUUCCGGUUCCAAAAGAGGGCGGUCAGCAAGGAGAGGUGGAUUGGAAGGCACAUUGCGUGUUCACGAACUUGGAGGCCCACUCUGCGUUCCCCGAGAACAUUGGACCCCUCCGCAACAACCAGCCCAAUCACGGGAAGUGGGAAUCCCAACGCGAGCGUGAGGUCCUCUUCGCCGACGCAGACGCCGAUGCCAACGCCCCUCCCAAGCCGUACCCGAAUGGAAGCCCGCAGGUCUUGAUCGUCGGAGCGGGGCAAAGUGGGCUGGAGGUAGCGGCGAGGUUGAAGGCUCUGGGCGUCUCAUCCCUCAUCGUUGAACGGAAUGGCCGUGUGGGCGACAAUUGGAGGUCGAGGUACGAGGCGUUGUGCCUCCAUGAUCCUGUCUGGUACGAUCACAUGCCGUAUCUCCCAUUCCCUCCGACAUGGCCAGUGUACACACCAUCUCAGAAACUCGCGAACUGGCUUGAAUUCUACGCUGAUGCGCUGGAACUGAACGUCUGGACGUCGUCGAACAUCACGUCGCUCAAACAAGACCUAGAAACGUCCAAAUGGGUCGCGACUAUCGACAAGAAUGGCGUUCAACGCAGGCUGGUGGUCAACCACGUCGUGUUCUGCAGCGGUCUAGGCAGCGAGAAGCCGAACAUACCCGAGUAUCCUGGGAGGGAUGAAUUCAAGGGCCAGGUCCUGCACUCGACGCAGCACAAACGAGCGAAAGACCAUGCAGGCAAGAAGGUUGUCGUCAUCGGUGCCUGCACCUCUGCACACGAUAUCUCGGUCGACUACUACGAGCACGGCGUCGACGUGACAAUGUUCCAACGUGGUUCCACCUACAUCAUGUCGACUGAUAAGGGUUGGCCGGUCAUCUUCAAAUCUCUCUACUGGGAAGACGGUCCGCCUGUCGAUAUCGCUGAUAGAAUCACUGCCUCUUUCCCCCAUCAUAUGGCUACCGGCCUCAGCCAGCGCCGUACACACUACGUUGCUCAACUUGACAAAGAUCUGCUCGAUUCGCUGCAUAAAGUUGGGUUCCGCACAAACCUUGGAAUCCAUGAUACUGGAUUUGGGCUGUUGGCGUGGAAUAAGGCGGGCGGGUACUACCUGGACACCGGAGGGAGCAAGCUUAUUGCGGAAGGCAAGAUCAAGCUAAAGACCGACAGUGCGAUCAAAUCUUAUACUCCUCGCGGUCUCCUCUUCGAGAACGGAACGGAGCUGGAAGCAGACGUUAUCGUUUGGGCUAGCGGUCUCGGCGACCCGCUCGAUAAAGUCAGGCGCCUGGUAGAACCCUCCGUCUCCACAUCGCUCAAGUCGGUCUGGGGCUUAAACAAGGAAGGCGAGCUCAAUGGAACUUGGAGGGAUAUCGGCGUCAAGGGCUUGUGGUAUAUGCUGGGGAAUUUGGCCUUGUGUAGAUUCCAUUCGUCACAUAUGGUGCUGCAAAUUAAAGCGAUGGAAGAGGGGUUCUUUGGAGAGAGGUACGCAAUGGAGGAGUAA